UAAUUCACUACAUUGAUGACUUAAAUUCUUCUGUCAUCAUAAGCAUACCAAUUAAAAGGAGUAUCCCAAACUCUAUAAGAAUAUAAACAUCUAAGUUAAACUUUAAACUCUAAAAUAUUAGUUUUAUCUUUACUGCUUGUAGUUAUCUCAGUUACUUAGAUGUCAUAUCCAUUAGGUUAAUAAUAAUCAUAGUUAUAUUUAUAGAUGACUAUCGAGACUUAUGGUGGUCUUUCAAAUAUUCCUGAAAAUGUAAACUCUUUUAAAUAAUUCGUAUUAGGAUUUGCUUGAAAUCCAUCUUCCCAAUUGUAUUAUGUAGCAAAUCCAGUAUCGUAUGUAAUAUAGCCAGAUGAGAAAACAAUCAGCAACAUAAUAAAUGCAAAGCUAUGAUAUUUCAUAACAAAUAAUUAAUUUUUUAAUCAAUUAUCUCAAUCUAGAAAAUUAAAUAUACAAAUAACAACUUAGUUGCUGUCUAUUAACAAAUAAUCUUGAAGAAAAUCAAUUCAAAGAUUUAUAGUAUCCUUCAUAUUUUUGA
This is a messenger RNA of Paramecium sonneborni, 532 nucleotides long. NCBI's taxonomy places the organism in Eukaryota, Ciliophora, Oligohymenophorea, Peniculida, Parameciidae. The record is from the annotation of a GenBank genome assembly.